Molecule: messenger RNA, 593 nt
Organism: Adineta steineri
Lineage: Eukaryota; Metazoa; Rotifera; Eurotatoria; Adinetida; Adinetidae
Source: the annotation of a GenBank genome assembly
AUGGAGUAUAUUACUCAGUCUAUUGCUCCAAUAGAUUUUUUAAUUCCAGAAGAUGUUAUUUCAAAUUCAUCUGAAAUACUUGUUCUCACACAUGUUAAGUUUCAAUGGAAGAAAAUAAAUAAAAUAGCACUUCGGAUUUUUAUAUUACUAUUAAUAUUUUGUUUAAUUACAAUUAUCACGUUGAUAAUUUUAUUAGUAUACAAAAAAUAUGGUGCUAUACAAUCAUCAUCAAAUAAAACUAAUGAAAAAUAUAAACGAUAUGAUAUUUUAUGGUCAUUUGAUGAUAAUUGUAAUGAUAUAAAUAAUUCUUAUCCUGGUUUUCUGGUAAACAAUCCUUUUUAUACUAAUGGAUAUAUUGAUAAAGCAUUAUCUUUAAAUGGUAUUAAUCAAUAUGUUGAAACAUCAGCAUUUAUUAAUUUUUCGAAUCGUAGUUUUACUGUUGAAGUUUGGGUAUAUUGGAUUGAUUGUUACAAUUAUACAUUCAAUGGAAUUCUUGGUCAAUAUUCAUGUGAUGAAAGUUGUAUCAGCAAAAAUUUACAUUUGAUGAUACGAGAUAAAGUUGCUUAUAUGGGAUUCUAUGAGAAUGAUCUACG